This is a messenger RNA of Podospora pseudocomata, 885 nucleotides long. RefSeq lists its product as uncharacterized. The coding region runs from base 1 to 885 and encodes 294 amino acids. The transcript is spliced from 3 exons. Lineage: Eukaryota; Fungi; Ascomycota; Sordariomycetes; Sordariales; Podosporaceae. The record is from RefSeq and is a predicted model, not a curated record.
AUGGGCCAAGUCUACGAGCCGUUGAGCACUGGUCGCACCCCGUUGCCGAGCAUGCAUCCUCCUCGAUGUACCGCCGGGCCCUCUCUGUUGCGCAAUUCAGACUCUUACACGCGUGGGGCAGGUCCACAGGCCGCCGAGACUACCAGGCCCGUGAACAAAGCUGUGACAGGCCUCGAACGCCGCGAGACAGAGGGAUUCAGUUUCCAGCCUCCUCCCGGGGCAUACCACCAGCCCCAGAGAUCCCAGGAGAUGGGAACAAGGCAAGCCGAGACAUACAUGACCGGUCCCCAGAGAGACUUCCAGCCUGGAAGAACCUCCUCCCACCCGGUGCCUGUGCCUAGCAACAACUGGCCUACUUCAUUCUCCCCCGAGGAGAUCCGUCAGGUCCAGACUAUCUACAGCAUCACCUUUGGUGCCACCUACACAGGCAAUAUUGGGAGUUUUUACCACCGCCCCGUCCCCCAGCAACUUAUUACCGCAUCGAUUCGCUCCUCCGCCUCUCCAGGUAUGCCCCCGUCCAACACCUUCGGUCCACAACACCAUCAGAACGUAGGAACUGCUUCCCGACUCCUGCCCCCCAUCUUCAGCACGGGCUACGGGCACCGCUCAUCUGACAAGAACGAAAAGAUGACCCUCGAGGAUGAGCGACUCUGGAACCUGCCCCACAGCACCUGGCUUCACAAUCACGACGUCUCCGUCAUACGCCAAUUCAAGGGAGAUUUGCUCCCUCUCAGCCAGUUCUGGGACGCGUUCAACCUCUAUUGCUCGCAGAAUAACAUCCAGCAUGCUCACCGCGCCACCAACCGGUUCGUCGACCAGAAGUGGCAUCUUGAUAUCAAGGAGAGAGAUGCUCGCCAAGCGGAGCGGAAGAAGGAGCACGAGUAG